Molecule: messenger RNA, 3011 nt
Organism: Symsagittifera roscoffensis
Lineage: Eukaryota; Metazoa; Xenacoelomorpha; Acoela; Convolutidae
Exons: 17
Coding region: 68-2110 (680 amino acids)
Source: RefSeq, a predicted model, not a curated record
CUAAUUGUUGUGAUAAACUUAUUAAAUAGAAAAUUGAAGAUGGGAGAUUAGGUGAAGCUCAACAAAAAUGGUGAUGCUGAAUGAGCAUUCCUGGAACUCCUUGCAGAGUGGUCUAAGACGAGCAAAACAGGAUAUAGAGGCCGAUAGAACCAAUGGCGGGAUCAACAGUCCAAAACAGGUCCCGGUUAGAUCGACACGCUCACCACGAUUGCCAAGAUUGAGUUCGACGGAGAAUGAAUCAAACCAUGUGCAGGAUUUGCGCAGAUCUAAGUUCAACGUCGUACCUCCUGUACACAGAUCAUUUUCUCUGGAAUCUGUUACUAAUGGUGAUCGAACUCAGAACCAGAGUGUUUUCACUCCUCCCACCUACUUCAACAGUCACGCAGACCAAAGACGCCAAAAUAGACAGAAGAGACAACAUGCAGUACCCAACAAGUCAAUAUCCAGUUUCCUGUCUCAGAGAAAAGCACAAGAAGCUGAAUGGAGUCAAAUAUUCUCAGAAGACGAAGAGUUGUAUACUCGAGGAGGGGAUUCUUUAAACUACAACAAACGGGGUCAGGAUCCGUACAAACAUCAGGGAAAGGAUUCUCAAUUAGGAAUGUACAAAAGAAGAGCAAUGGAAGACAAGAGAGGAGCGCCGAAUAGUAACUUCAACAUUUUGGACGAUGACCUAGCACCCACCCCCGAAUCACAAGUGGAGAACCGUAGACAUAUCCGGCUGAGGGAGAGGGAGAGAUUUGAUCCGAGGAAAAGAGGAAGCCUAGAGGAGUUCGUAGACAGACUGAGAAACGAAAGACGCCGAGAUCGCGAAGAGCGUCAGUACUCACCAAGUCUGAGAUACAAACCAUUGAACCCAAACCAAUACGAAUCUUACCCCUCAGAAAGAGACCAUGGCUACGAAUAUAUGAAUGGAAACAUGCAUGGGUUGAAAUCACCGUUGCCUUAUGAGGGCGACUCAGCUGUAAUGUCAAUAGUAGAUGAGCUUGUUUGGGACACUUUGGAGGAAGACAUGGUUCCGGAUGUCCUCAUAGAAGUGUUCAUGGAAGCCAAGGACAAUCCAGAUCUAGCAAAUAAAACAUUGAAAGAUGCUGAAAGUAUCACUGCCUCAAUGGAAAAGUUUCUUCCGAUGAAGACAGGAGCUGACCCCUUUCAGUCUCAAAAGAGAAGCCUCAGUCCCCCCUCACAUCACUACCCCUGGAUCAGUAGACCUAACCUGCACCCCCCUCUACCACCCGCUGUGAGGUCGACUGAGGAUCCAGCAAUCAAAGCACACGACGAAAUGCUGUUCAGAAGAACAUUUGAUCAGAUGGUGACUGUGCCUAUGGUAGCAGCGACACAGAUAAACGAAGUGGAGACCAUUGCAGCAGAAGUUGUCCAAGAGACAAUGCCGGACAUCGUGCGUGAGGCCAUUUUCGACGUUAUCCUCGAAGACUACAUAGAGAAUGAUCUGUUAGCCGAAGUGAUCAGAGAAGAAUCUCGUGACGUCACAAUAGAGACGUUGAAGAAAUUAGACAGCAGAGUGGAGUGGAAACAGAGAAGGGCUGUGAAUUCAUUUGCGAAAGAUAAACUAGUUGACAGUUUCAGUUUGGAUCACGUAUUGGAUCUAAUCGCAAAGAGCGGCAGGAUUUACACUGAUGAUAUGCACCGGGAGAAAAUACUUGACGAUGUGAUUCUGAACCAACUUCUCUCCCAGUUCCUAAACGUGAACAACCAACUGCAGUCGACAGUGAGAAAUGGACCUCUGAGGAGACUACAUGAGAAGAUAGUGUGUGAUGUAGCCGUGGAUGUGGUGCUGGAGGAGCUGGAGGCACAGCUGGAUGAAGAUAUGGAAGACUUGCACGAGUACGAGACAAGCCUGGACGACCCCAGGAUGCUGGAGCACAGACUUCCUAAACGAGGUCCACCUGGAUCUAACUCGUGGGAGAAUGAUGAAAGUUUGAAACUGGCUGCGGCUUCCGAAGCACUUCCAGAUGGUCUGAAGGAGUGGAUCAGAAGUGUAGACGCCUCAUUUGCACCUCCAAAUGUACAGACCAGUCGAAGUAGGAGCCAGUUACCACCGGCUACCAACAGGAUGAGUAAUCUGGAGAGAUUGGACGAAGAACAAACAUAAAUUGAAAGCAAGUAUCCAAAAAUUCAAUAACCUCGACUAAUGGACUAAUGUCUAACCUAUCUGAGCAAGCUUUUUUUAAAAAUAACUAAUGAAUGUUAACCAAUUGAUGUAAAGUAACCAUACCGAGUUUGUCUAGUUUUGUAAAAAGGUAUUUCUGUCAAAUCAAAUAUAAGGGCGGAUCUAGGAUUUUUUUCGAAGAGGGGGGAUUUUUAAAAAUGUUUCAAGUUUUUCUCGACCUUUUUUUUUUUAGGUCGGCCAAAUUGAUUUUUUGAGCUCUCCCAAAGCACUAAAAAGUCCCUGUUUUGGCCCAAUUUUCUGCGCCGCAGCCAAAAUUUAGUAUCAAAAUUAGUAUAUAUUGGCGCCAAAGGCGACUUCGGAAAAUUUUUAGGGUCCGUCACCAAAAAUGGAUGUUUCAAAAUAUUAUUUAGUGGGGACGCAGGGAGUCGAAUCAAAGUGGAGUCGGCAGGGGGACAAAGUGGGGGCAGCAGGGGGUCGAAUCCCUGAGGAGGGAUGUCCCCCACCUAAAUCCGCCCCUGAUCAAAUAUAUGUCUUUAAAUUAUCAUGUCUGAAACGUUUUUAAGAGUCAUGAACGUAGUAAAUACUCUCACAAUGUGAUUUUUUUUUUCCAGGUAAAAGUCUUAAAAUUUGUUCACGCUAAAACUUGAUUUUCGCGGUUUUACUUCUGAUAUCUUUUCAAGUUCUUUUCAUUUCCUGUGUUGAAAGGAAGACAAACUCCACAAUCGAACAGCAAAAGAGAAAAGGUCACGAAAAAGGUGAUCGACUUCUAGUUUCUAAAGUGGAAUAUAAUGUUCAGAUUUCCCCGCGGAAUAAAAAAAGAUUGCAUAUUGAUCCAGUUUUCUCAAUAUGGGUUACUUUUAUUACGAUUGCGAUUAUACUUUAU